AUGCGCAAUCAGACGGUCCAGGGCUGCAUCACAUAUGCAUCGCUGCCGGCAGAAGUGGAGCACCUGUGCCAGCUGGCGCUGUCCUGCGGCGUCGAAGCAGUCGGCUUUGAUAUUGAGUGGCGUGUCACCUACAGGCACGCCAUUUGCCGCCCCACCAGUGAUUCGACGGGUGAGACGCCGCGGCCAGUGGCGGUGAUUCAGUUGGCGCUGCGGCCGCCAGGCGGGGCCUACCGCGUGUUCCUGCUGCAUGUGUACCAUAGCGGCCUGACUCCCGCCCUGCUCACACUCCUGCGCAGCCCGGAAUUGAAGAAGGCGGGCGUGGGGUGCUGCGGGGAUGCGCAGAAGCUGAUGAGGGACUUUAGCGUGGCAUGUGAGGGGAUGGUGGACCUGUCUGAGGAGGCGAACCUGCGCCUAUGCGGCCCCAGCUCUGCCCGCCAGCCCGAGAAGUGGAGCCUCGCACGGCUGGCAGCGGCGAUGCUGAGCGCGGAGCUGCGCAAGGACCCGGGGGUGCGCACAUGCAACUGGGAGACCUGGCCGCUGUCUCUGGAGCAGCAGCAGUACGCCGCCCUGGACGCCUACGCCUCCCUAAUCCUCUACCAGCGGAUCACGGUGCUUCCCCUGCCGCAGCUACCGUCACAGCCCCAAGAGCCCGAGGGCGAUGCGUCCGAUGAGGAGCAGAGCCCCCUGGACGUCCCGGCAGCGCCGAUUGUGGCGCACCUGCAGCCGGCCAAGAUGGCCGUCUGGCGAUUCUUCGGGGCGUCAAUCCGCGCGAUCGCGAGACAGCGCAAUAUCCAGCGCGACAGCGUGGAGGGGUACAUCGCCGAGGCCAUCACUGCCGGGGCCGCGUACGCGUGGCACCACGCGCAUGAGCCUGGCCAGGAUCUGGUGGAGCAGCUGCAGGAACGUGGUGUAACAGUGAAGAUGCUGAAGGAGCAUUUACCAGAAAGUGUGAGAUAUGGCCAGAUCAGGCUGUGCUUGGCCCACAUUGGCCGGUUGGGCCUCCUACCACAGCUGCUGGCGGACGCAAACAACUCUUGA
Molecule: messenger RNA, 1038 nt
Organism: Coccomyxa subellipsoidea C-169
Lineage: Eukaryota; Viridiplantae; Chlorophyta; Trebouxiophyceae; Coccomyxaceae
Product: ribonuclease H-like protein
Exons: 8
Coding region: 1-1038 (345 amino acids)
Biological process (GO): nucleobase-containing compound metabolic process
Molecular function (GO): 3'-5' exonuclease activity; nucleic acid binding
Source: RefSeq, a predicted model, not a curated record